AAACCCUCCAGUUCCCCCGUUUCGAAUACACUCCCUUCCCCUUUCUCUCCCUCAUCGUUUUGUGUUGUUUUCAAGCCUCGACUUUGUCGUUUGCCCUUCCUUAUUUACGCAGCUCCGCUGUCAAGCUCUCCCUCCGCGUCUUUGAAAGACUGCUAUCCUCUCUCUUCGGCCGUGCCGACAACAUCUCUCUCACCUCGAUACUUCGUCGUUCACUGUUGCUGUGUUGCCCUCAUCACGUCUCGUCUCUGUGACUGUGAUCCAACCCACUACAUACAACCUCGAAUAUCUGUUUCAUUCUUUGAUUAUCGGCACUGAUCACAGCGUCUGACAUUCCACGGCAUAAGCAAGAUACAAGAAAAGCACAUAUCAACCCACCCACACCCAUCCUUCACCAUCAACAAUCGUCAAGAUGAUCGGUAACAAGCUCACUCUUCUCACCGCCACCGCCGCUCUCCUUGAGCCGGCUCUCGGCCUCAACGUCCACCGUCACCACCACCAGCACGUCCAGAAGCGUGCCGAGUGGAUCACUGCCACCAUCGACGGUCAGGUUGUCUCUUGGGAGAACAACUACUUCGGCCCCGUCUCUCAGGCUCCUGCUGCCCCCGCUCCCGCCGCUGCUGCUCCCACCAAGGCCGUUGAGAAGCCCGCUCAGAACAAGGUUGAGGCUGUCGCCCCUGUCUCCGUCCAGCCUACCACCCUCGCCCAGGUCGCCAAGCCUGCCAAGGUCUCCCAGGCCCCCUCCAAGGCCGUCUUCAAGGAGGAGGCUCAGCCCGCCGCUACCACCACCGCUGCUGCUGCCCCCAAGAAGGCCACCACCACCAAGACCACUUCUCAGUCCAGCGGUGGCUCUGUUGGCUUCUCUUCCAAGCGUGGUAUUGCCUACAACGAUGUCGAGCUGGCCAACACCUUCGCCUCCAACUGCCAGAACUGUGGCUGGGCUUACAACUGGGGCCCUUCCUCUGGUGGCAUCAAGGGUGUCAACUAUAUCCCCACUCUGUGGGGUGAUGCCGACGACAAGGUCCAGUACUUCGAGGAGAGCAUCGACGAGUGCCUCUCCAACGGCGCCAAGGCCAUCUUCAGCUUCAACGAGCCCGACAACGGUGGUCAGGCCAACAUGGAGCCUGCCCGCGCUGCCGCUUCUCACGUCAAGCUCCUCAACGGCUACUCUGGCAAGGCUCUCAUCGGUGCUCCCUCCAUCAGCAACAGCGGUCUUGCCGGUGAGGGUAUUGCCUGGCUCAAGAGCUGGGUCUCUGCUUGCGAGACUGCCGGCUGCAAGUACGACUUCUGCAACGUCCACUGGUACUCCGAGGUUGAGUACGGUGAGACCCUGUUCGAGCACCUCAAGGCUGCCCACGAGACCUGCGGUGGCAAGCCCAUCUGGCUCACCGAGUUCGCCCCCAAGGGUUCUGACGAGGCUAUUGCUAGCUGGCUCGAGGAGGCCAUCCCCCGACUUGAGGCCCUUGAGUACCUCGACGCCUACUCCUACUUCAUGGUUUCCCAGGGCAUGCUCAUGACCUCCACAUCUGAGCUCAGCUCCUACGGCAAGGUGUACGCCUCGGCUUAAGCGACCACGGUCCAGGGCGCAAGGCCCCAAAGUUCGUCUUUCUUCGUGUACACUCGCUAGGGAAUACCCUCAACAUUCAGCGCGGGCAUUUUGGGAAAUUGGUGGAAAACUCGGUCAAGGAUGGCGCACGUCGACUUCUUCUGUACAUAUGAUGGCAAUCUAACCCCUAUUAUGUGGUUUGCCUACUUUAUUUACCGGCACUCGGGAUUCUAAAAAAAGGCUUUUUCAAAAAAACAUGGUCACUUUAUUUUUCGUGCUAUGAAAAAUAAAAAGGGAUGCCCGAUUUCAUAUUAUAGACGCCACCCGCAGUUUGAUAGACUUUAUAGCACGCAGAUACCCUCUUCGAGCUACGAUGACAAUGAAUAGCGAUUUGACUGCUUACACUCUUGGUUGCUGCUGUUGCAA
Messenger RNA from Fusarium vanettenii 77-13-4, 1969 nucleotides. RefSeq lists its product as uncharacterized. Gene Ontology annotation, biological process: fungal-type cell wall polysaccharide metabolic process. Lineage: Eukaryota; Fungi; Ascomycota; Sordariomycetes; Hypocreales; Nectriaceae. The coding region runs from base 410 to 1564 and encodes 384 amino acids. The transcript has a single exon. The record is from RefSeq and is a predicted model, not a curated record. Gene Ontology annotation, cellular component: fungal-type cell wall.